AUGAGCGUCGUCAACAGCAAUGGAGUGUAUAGAGGCAAUGCUCCACAUAAUCAUCAUGGUGACGGCUUAGCUGCGUCAUAUGACAGGAAUGCAAGGCCCUAUCAAGAUAGAUACUCUUAUCGAGAUCGUGAGAUGCAGUUACAACAACUGCGUGAUAGAGAUAGAGAACGUGAACGAGAAAGAGAACGCGAUAGAGAUAGAGAGCGUGAACGUGAACGAGAGCGCGAUAGAGAUAAUAGAGAUACGAGAGAUACUAGAGAUAAUAGAGAGAGGGAUACUAGAAAUGGAGGAAAUAGUAGUAAUAGUAAUGGUGACUGGGAUUAUCGCAAUGGUACAUCUACUGCUGUUGUCAACAAUAAUGGAGGAGGACCUCAAUCGAAUAACAUCAACAACAACAAUAACAACAACUCUGGUGGUCCGAAGAAGAACAAAGGAUGGCCGCAUAGAUGUCGAACCGGGCGAGCUAGAGUCAACGGGUGGAGGUGGAUACCCACCACCUCCAACACGACCAAGCUAUCAAAGACAACGAUCUCAAUCGCCUCCAUCAAGUCGGUCAGCGCCUCACUUUGA
Acytostelium subglobosum LB1 is the source of this 570-nucleotide messenger RNA. RefSeq lists its product as hypothetical. The transcript is spliced from 3 exons. Lineage: Eukaryota; Evosea; Eumycetozoa; Acytosteliales; Acytosteliaceae. The record is from RefSeq and is a predicted model, not a curated record. The coding region runs from base 1 to 570 and encodes 189 amino acids.